Penicillium arizonense is the source of this 582-nucleotide messenger RNA. RefSeq lists its product as uncharacterized. NCBI's taxonomy places the organism in Eukaryota, Fungi, Ascomycota, Eurotiomycetes, Eurotiales, Aspergillaceae. The record is from RefSeq and is a predicted model, not a curated record. The transcript has 4 exons. The coding region runs from base 1 to 582 and encodes 193 amino acids.
AUGGUCACCAGUGUUGCUUAUGUGCCGCUAGUAGUUGGGUGUCACCCGGGAGUUCGCAAAAUCGGAUUUGGGGAAGACCCGUCCCAAUUUACCGUCGCACAACUUCUCGUCCACGGCUGGCCCGUCCGGAGAUCAACCUCAGAAUGCAACAACCCACCCAACGGCGACUUUGAGACCUGGGCGGAAGAAGUCAAUCCACUCACCCCAGAGGAGCGUGAACAGCUUCCGCAGAACUCGGACACGAAGUCUUGCCAUACACCAUGGCGCGACCAAAUCUAUUAUAUGUGGAACCAUGUAUUUUAUGAUGUUGGCAAUUGGAUGUCUUGGACGUACGGCACCAGAACCUUCAAACCACCCAAUACAGAGGUCUUCGCCCUUGAAUUUCCGACAUCCCAUGAGAAUGGUGACGGUAGGAAGGAUCCCGCCGCGACGAAAGUCUGGGAGGCAGAGACUCUGCUUAUUCCGGCUUACAUGGCCCGGGGGGCUUCUUUGCGUGUUGAGACGCUUAAUCCUGGCCAAGAGGAUGGUGUAGCCUUUCAUCCUGCGGACUUUAACCAUAGGGACCGUUAUAGUGUCUGGUGA